AUCAAGGCUGACUCCUUCUCUUCUUCUCUGUCAAGUCAGAAUGAAAUUCACUGCUGCUUCUGUGGUCCUUGUUCUGUUGGUAAUCAAGAAUUCUUCAGUUCAAGGUAUUUUAGAGACCAAUGAUGCCAACCACAAGUGCAAAUGCCUCAAGAUGUUUGUUGGUGCCCCUCUUCAAUACAUUAAAACAAUAUUUAUUUCACCACCUAGCGGUGGUUGCCGAAAUACAGAAUUCAUAGUCACAUUGAAAAGUGGCGAUAAAAUAUGUGUGGAUCCAAGGAGCAAAUGGUUAAGCCAGGUCUUAAAAACUUUAAGAAGAAAAAAGGCAACCACAUCAAAUGCGAAUGUUCAGAGACAACGCCAGGAUUCCAAAUAAGACCAUCUCGGCUCACCUCCCUUCCUGUUGUGAAAUUUCAUUUCUUUUACUGUUGUUUUUUGCCCAGUGAAAGGCUUCUUUCAGACACCUUCUUAGAAGCAAAUAGCCAAAAUGACC
Gracilinanus agilis (Agile Gracile Mouse Opossum) is the source of this 490-nucleotide messenger RNA. RefSeq names its product C-X-C motif chemokine ligand 13 (gene CXCL13). Gene Ontology annotation, biological process: inflammatory response; cellular response to lipopolysaccharide; neutrophil chemotaxis. The record is from RefSeq and is a predicted model, not a curated record. Gene Ontology annotation, molecular function: chemokine activity; CXCR chemokine receptor binding. Bases 41 to 373 code for a protein of 110 amino acids. Gene Ontology annotation, cellular component: extracellular region. NCBI's taxonomy places the organism in Eukaryota, Metazoa, Chordata, Mammalia, Didelphimorphia, Didelphidae. The transcript has 4 exons.